CUCUUCCGGUAGUAAUUGUCAUUAACAAGAAACGAAUAACAACAACAACACAUGUUACCAUACCUAGGUUUAUGUAGAUAACCUUGUGAACAACUUAGGUUAUCCUGUUCAGUGUUACUCAUCUUCAUUAAAGUUUAUGAUAUUCAUUAUGUAAAUGUUGGAAAAGUACACCAUCACCGUUUUGCAGACUUUGGACUUCGUGUUAAACUUCGCGACUUGAUGAUAACUAUCUACCACUAUAACAACGUUUUGAAGCCACCUUUUCAAUUCAAGGCUUUUGUUGUUUGACCAAAUUUUGAUGACUACUUUUGAAGUAGUUUGAAGCAUUUUCUUUAAUUUACUGGAGACUAAAUUGGUUUAAAAAGUAAAUAAAACUUAGGCUUAGAUCUGCUGAGUCUACUCAUGAAUUAAUUUUAACAAUUUAUUUGAAUUUUUAACUCAUUACUCAUUACUCAAAUGCUAUUAAUAAUUACUAAUGUUAUGUGGAUGGACCUAAUAAAUUAUUUCCUAUUGCUACCAUUACUGCUAUUAUUACAGUGUGUUAGUCAUUAGUAUUACGAUCACUAUCAAUGCUAUCAUUACUAGCUAUGACUGACUCUGUGAAUCAAAUUUUGAAAUUAGUCAACAAGUGUUUGACAACAUGGGGCCCAGACCCCACAAGAGGGCAAUUUGAUUUUUAAAUGGGGUGGGGUGGGGAGAAUUAGAAAAUGAGCUGUCUAGAGUUUGAAAACCAAACGUCUACUAAGAUUUAACUUGUAUUUUAAAAGGGGAGUCGUUAUAGUCUCAAUUUUAAAUAAGCAUCUUUAAAAGUGUUGUAAAAAUCUGUUCAUUUUAAAAUUAGUAAAAAAAAGUCUUAGUUGGCAAUAAAAUUAUAAUUAGAGCGAGUGCGUUUUCUUUUUUUUGCGAAAAUAAGCUUGUAUAAAUAUUUACUAAUAACAAAAUUAAGUGUGUAUAAAGUAUAAAUAUUAAAUGGUAAGUAUUUAAAAAAAAUGUAUUGCUUUUUUCUUGUUAAAUAUUUUUUGCUAUUAUUUUUACUUUCAUGGGAAAUUUCUUUUAGCCUGACAGUUAAAGGAGUAGUUCAAGCAAACAACUUAAUUUGUCAGUAUUUGGAGAAACAUUUUAAUUUGGAAUUAUAUCUUCUGUCAAUGAGGAAUGGUCACAUUUUUGUCUUUUAUGCAAACAGUGCUUGUCCAUUGAAUCAAUCAAACGAGGUUGUCUUGAAGGCCAAACAUAGUGCUCAUGUCAUUUCAGAUUUAAAUUACUUUCAAACUUUAAAGAAAAAUUUGAAAAAAGAACAACCUUUAAGUCUCUAUUAACUGCUCAUAUUGCAACUGUCAAUCAUAUUCUUGAGAUUAUUUAUGAAAUUUCUUUACUCAUUGCUAAACUAAUGCCAAAUAUGAGCGUCUCUUCAAUCUAUUUUGUGAAGAACAAAAUGAAGACCUUGUGAGACUUUUAUUUCACACUGAAUUAAGGUGGCUUUUGAAAGGGAACUACUUGAAAAGAUUUAUGUAACUGUUUGAUACUAUUGGCAACUUUGUAAGGGAGAAACCUGAAAGGAAGUACUUGUUAACAGUUGAUGGUAAAGCAUUUGUGAGUUAUUGAGCCAAUACAUUUGAAAAAUUAAAUAUAUUAAAAACUCAACUUCAACGUGCAAAUAAAACUCUUGUCGGUUCCAAAGAGAAAAAAAAAUUUGAAAAGUUUCAUUGGCUAAAAAAUGUGAAGUGGCUGAUACUGCUGUACUUGUUAUUUUCGAAAAUUUUGUCAGCUGACUUAGAUGAAAGAUCUGUGAUUUAAAGCAAAUUUAUUUUCUAACUUGGAUAAUGCAGACGAUGUUUGUGGUUUUAUCUUAUAUUUCUAAUACGCAAUUUCAAGAAGAAUUCGCAGAAAUGCAAAAUGAUGAUUCUGUUAAAACUUUAUUUAAUAUAAAAGGAGUGAUGGUAUGGCUUUGUGAGGAAACAGAAAUUGAGAAAUGAAAUUUCCAAAUUCAAAGAAAUCUGCAAGACAGCUGUUGUUCCAUCUUUAUAUUUAGCUGAAUAUGGAUUAAGUGCCAAAAGUGAUUUGCUAAAAAAUAAAAAAAAAGAAAUGAGCUGGAUAUAACACAGUGAGGAGACUUGAGACUAAAGCUAUCUAAAUUGGAGCCUAAAAUAAAAUCUCUGUGCAGCAAGUGCAAGUUUCUCACUAAUAUAUUCAUCAGAAACUGUAUUUGCGAUCGCUCAUUGUAUUUUAAAGUUAUAAAAAAAUGAAAAUAAAUGAAAAAAAUAAUAAAUUAAAAUAUUUUAGAAAAAAAAUAUUCCCUUUUGUACUUGAAUUUUAGUUCUCCAUUAAAUGUUUUGAAAUUUACUUCCUGUGUUUCCUUAAACAUUUUUUCAUUAAACCUAUUAAUUCAUAAAGCUUUUUUCUUGAGACUGAAGCUAUCUAAAUUGGAGCCUUACAUAAAAUCUCUGUGUAGCUAGCAUCAAGUGCAAGUUUCUUACUAAAUUAGACAUCUGACACUGUACUUGCAAUCUUUCAAUGUAUUUUAAAGUUAUGAAAUAAUGAAAAUAAAUUAAAAAAUUAAAAUAUUUUUUAAAAAAAAACGUUCCCUUUGUACUUGAAUUGCAGUUUUCCAUUAUAUUUUAAAAAAUUUACUCACUGUGUUUCCUUACAAAUUUCUUUGUAAAACCUAUAUAAAUUCCUAAUGCCUUUUUCUUUAGACUGAAGCUAUCUAAAUUGGAGCCUAACAUAAAAUCUCUGUGCAGCAAGUGCAAGUUUCUACCUAAAUUAGAAAUCUGGCACUAGAUUUUCAAUCUCUCGAUGUAUUUUAAAGUUAUGAAAUAAUGAAAAUAAAUGAAAAAAUAAAAAUAUUUUAGUUUUAGAAAAUAUCUUUCUUUUUUAAAUUGAAUUUCAGUUCUCCAUUCUAUGUUUUGAAAAUUUACUUACUGUGUUUCCUUUAAAAAAUUUUCAUAAAACGUAUUAAUUCCAAAAGCCUUGUUUCUUCUUCCUCCUAAAACCUAUCAUUUAGUUUUCAUUUAGUAAAAAUUUAAUAUUUGAAUAUUAAAAAUUAUGUAUAAAUUACUUUAGGGACAGAAGAAUAUUAGAAAGGCUUAGGUAUGGCAUGGCACAAAAAAAGUUUGAGAAACACUGGUCUGGACUACCUGUGAAAGUGUGUUUACUGUGAAGGUCUAAUCUAAGAGUCAAGAGAGUAAGAGAGAAGACUUUAACUUUAAAAUAACUUUGAGACAAUGACAAAAACUUUAAACUAAAUAACUGUGUUAGGAAAUGUGAUUUCAAGACAAUUAGGUAAUUUUUUUUAUGAUUGAUCACGUCUCAAUUCUUUUAAUAUGUAAUCUUGUUAACAUAAGCCAAUAGGUGUAAAUCAUUUUUUUAAAUCAGAUUUUAAAAUCAAACAGUUGUACUAAUAUUUAGGCUUAUUAUUGACUAUUUAAUUAUUACUUAUUUGGACCUCCUAUCGUAAGAAAUGUUACACAUACUGCCAUACUUAUAUUAGCAACUAAAAUUUCUAACAGAAGAACUGUGAAGUACCAAUGAAAACUUUAUAGUGGUUCUGAAGUGGUUAGAAAACAAAAUAUGAUAGUUUGUGAUUGUCUUAGAGAGAGUGAAAUCAUCCUUAUCCCAAAAAAUUUUCCUUCUCUCUUCUCCCUUUUACCACCAUUGAUUACAUUUAAUCAAUAGACCUGAAUACCUUAUAUAAAAUUAAAGUAAUAUAAAUAUAAAAAAAAUCAUAGAAUUAAUAAUUUUUAUAUUAUAUGAAUAUUUUUGAGUGUUGGAAAAAAUAUUUCCAUUAUUUGUUAUGGGAAAAUUCGCUGUGAUAUAGUGUAAUUUGGAUGACAAGCUAUCUUCCUGAAUGAAGUUUUUCAUGUAAUCUGAGAUUUUACUAUACUUGAGAUGUUUUUAUGCUUACGGAAGAAAACAUGAGUCAUUUUUUUUACAUAGUAACACAUUUUGAAACAUCUUAUUUGAAAAAUCAGAUGUCCGAUAAAAGAGUAACCCUUGGAUUUGCUGAGAAUUUCAUGCUGUCUGGAUCAGCUGCUGUUAUAUCAAAAACAUCCAUAGCACCACUGGAAAGGAUCAAAUUACUUAUGCAGGUAUUUCUUAAACAGAAAAAUAGCUGCUUAAGAUUGUGAGGUUUUUUUAUUAGAUUAUUCAGAUUUGGGGUUAUUGUUUUGUACUGUAAUCCCUAACAGAUUUAAAAAGUGAUCCAGAUUUUUCAAAACUAUUUAUGAAGCAUUAAAAUAAUAUGAAAUAAUAAAUAGUCAGAAUUAAAAAAUGGGCUUUAAAGUACUAAAACACUAAUACUCCCUUUGCAUGUCUGACCAUAAUGCAUGUUGGAUUGGCUCAGCAAAUGGGAAGAACAGGUGGGGACUGGAACAUCUUGUUUUAGAUAAUGGGUAAUUUCCAAAAAAUAGAUUACCGCCAUAUAGAAUGAAAUCCAAGCUCGCUUUGUCAUUGCAGGCAUGUGUACUGCUAGAGAUAUCAAUUAACAAGUUUGCAUAAGUGUAGAUUGCAUUUUCACAGUCAGGUCACUUUUAAAUAAAUAUAGGUUGCAAAGCACAUGUUUUGCUCGAGUUAAGGAACUACCUUACACUACAUCAGGUCAGGUAUUAAACUGGGUAUCAAAAAAGAAUAGGGAAGAUUUCAAUUCUUAAAAUACAGAAACUUUCUACAGCCACUUCACUAUGAUCUCAGCCUAACUUUGCUGGUUUGCAAGAUAAGUCAUAAUUGAAUACAUUUACCCUUAUUAUGAAAGUUUGAAAGAAUAAAAUGUUUUAAAAAAAAAAAAAUUCCUCUUCUUGUGAAAUAAAUUAUGCACUCUAAAAAUGUUUAAAUUCAAAUAGCAUUUUCGUUUAAAAUCUUGAGGCUUUGUAAAGAAAUAAUUUCAAUAGUUUGCUAUUUAAAAUAUAUUUAUCUCAGGAGGUGUAGUGUAAUCUGUGUUUAGAAAUUUACUUGAAGGGCUCCGACACUUAACUAUAGGUUUCAGGAUAUAUUCAUGUUGAUUUUCACAUUCAAAUAAAACACAUGAAAUAAUAUACAUUUUUAAAAUUUUGUUUAUAGAGCCAGGCCGAGCUGAUUAAAGUUGGUCGUCUCAACAAACCCUACAAAGGUAUAAUCGACUGCUCCAUAAAAAUAUUUCAAACAGAAGGUCUGCUAGCAUUUUGGAGGAGCAAUUUGGUCAACUGUGUGAGGUACAAUUUGUAUUGAAAUAAAAUGUCAAUGAUGGUAUUGAUAGAAUUUCAAUAAUCCUGCAUGGAAUAUUUAUAAUGUUUUGACGCAUGUAAUUCCCUGCAAGUGACAGUCUGGCCUAGGGUUUCUAGUGGUUGCAAAGAAUAGUGAUUAUAUUAUAAUAAGAAUAAGGGGGACAUUGACUUAAAGUUAAAAACGUAAAUAAUAAUAUUGGUUUUAAUUGAUUCAUUCACAAUUCACUUUAUGUAAUGUGUUGUAAGUUAAUUAUCCAAGUUACACAGAUCUCUCUCUGUAUUGAUUCAAAAUAAAUUACAUUUUUUUUUUCAAUUUUAAAAUGCAAUUUUACUUUAGUAGAAGGUGCGCGACUAAGAAAAAACAAAUUCAUAGUAGAUGCCGAACAUAAAAAAGAAACCCUAGUUUAAGUUUAAUAUUUAUUUUGUUUACGGUAGUUAUUAAGUUAUUAGAAGCGGACAGAAAAAGAAGAAUCAAAUUGGCUUAAAAUGGACCCUCAUUAUUUUUACAACCCCUUUUUAGAUGAUUUUUGUAGUUGGUAACAAAAAUUGCUUUUUCACAGUAUACAAAAUUUAAUAAAAAUAUUGCAGAAUGAACAACGAAAUGAAAUUUAAAAAAUUUAAUUGCUAUUAAAAUUAUUUUUUUUCCAACCCAGAUACUUCCCCACACAGGCCUUGAACUUUGCAUUCAAAGAUCACAUCAAAGGGGCAUUCCAGACACACCCUGGUGAAUCCCAUGGCAGGAAACUUGCUAAAAACAUUUUCAGUGGCAGCACAGCCGGAGCCCUGUCAAACUGCUUCGUAUAUUCCCUGGAUUACGCAAGGACCAGACUGGCCAUGGAUGCCAAGAGUGCCAUGAACCCUAUGGCGGAGAGGCAGUUCACAGGUGUGAUCGACGUGUAUAGAAAAACCUGGGCGGCGGAUGGGAUACGCGGCCUGUAUAAAGGCUUCUUUGUCUCCAUCAUUUCAAUCAUGGUUUACAGAGGGUUUUAUUUCGGUCUCUACGACAGCUUGAAACCUAUUUUGCUGGCUGAGAAUUCUGGGAUAGCCUUGUCAUUUGUUCUUAGUUACUCAGUGACUGUCUCCUCAAAUCUGAUGGCCUACCCGCUGGACACAAUUCGUAGGCGGAUGAUGUUCAGAUCCGGUGAAAAAGUUCAGUAUCGAGGAUCCAUUGACUGUGGAUUGCAGAUUAUAAGAAAUGAAGGUGCCAUGUCUUUGAUGAAAGGGGCCGGAGCAAACAUUGUCAGAAAUCUGGCGGGGGCUGGUGUGUUGGUGGGCUUCGAUAAAUUUAAAGAUUUGUAUCUGAGGUGGCAGUAUAUGAAAUUAUGAACUUGUGACAUUAUGGCUUAAAAAUACUUGAAAAAAUUUUUUUUCUAUCUUUAAAAAAAAGGGAAAUCAA
This is a messenger RNA of Lymnaea stagnalis (great pond snail), 6591 nucleotides long. Lineage: Eukaryota; Metazoa; Mollusca; Gastropoda; Lymnaeidae. The record is from the annotation of a GenBank genome assembly.